Messenger RNA from Phragmites australis (common reed), 1026 nucleotides. RefSeq lists its product as uncharacterized. The record is from RefSeq and is a predicted model, not a curated record. The transcript has 2 exons. Lineage: Eukaryota; Viridiplantae; Streptophyta; Magnoliopsida; Poales; Poaceae. The coding region runs from base 1 to 1026 and encodes 341 amino acids.
AUGCCAGAACCACCUGAAGAGCUUCGACUGCUGUACACGAGUGGAGAUCCUGAAUCACAACAUUUUCGGGACAGUAUUAGAUUUUUCAAUGGUCAUUUCUCGUUCACCACACUCUAUUGUGAUUAUGACAAGGAACUCGCAAAUGCAAGAGAUGGAGUGUACACAUUUAAAGCUCAUGGAAAAAUGUACCACAAUAUAUACUCAUUCGGACAACGAGAUGAUGACCCGAGCCAUUUGCAACUAUACUUCUAUGAUGAUGAUCCUUCCUUAUCACAUCGUUUUCGACGCGCCCGAGAUGAAGCAUAUAGAGCAAGAGAUAGGAGUGUCAUUAGAAGUUUGGUGGGCAUGCUAAGAGACAACCCCUACUCUGAAACAUUCAGGAGCCUAGGACAAGUUGAAGACAUGGACGAAUAUCGUAUUGUGCUAAACAUUGAAUACAAACUGGACCAAAGAGUAUAUAACAUGCCAUUAACAUCAGAGGUGGUUGCUGUGUGGGUCGAGGGGAGUGAGUUGCACAAACAUUUUGAUCGCAGCAUAACUCUCUUUGCAAAUAAUGACACAUAUUAUUCAAUCAGACCUCAUCAUGGGUGCUAUGACCCUUUGUCAUAUCCUCUCCUUUUCCCAAGUGGGGAGCUCGGUUGGCAUCCAGAGAUACCAAAACAAGGUGUUGACAUUAGACAAAUACGGAGGUCUCAGUCCAUAAAUCCCGACAACCCAGACACUAAUAGCACGUUGUGCGUCACGAUGUGCGAAUAUUAUUGCUACAAGUUCCAGAUGCGCCAUGGAAUGUUCAACACCAUCUUGCAUGGGAAGCGCCUAUUCCAGCAAUUUGCAGUUGAUACCUAUAUAAAGCUUGAAACAUCGCGUCUGAACUAUAUUCUGCACAACCAAUCAAGAAUACGUGCAGAUCUUUACCAGGGCUUAGUGGAUAUGGUAUCUGCAGGGGAGAAUCGUGCAAGUGCAAUGGGCAAAAGAUGGGUCCUUCCAGCAUCAUUUAUUGGUGGCCCGAGGGAUAUGAGACGAUGA